This is a messenger RNA of Cryphonectria parasitica EP155, 1359 nucleotides long. RefSeq lists its product as uncharacterized. The record is from RefSeq and is a predicted model, not a curated record. Gene Ontology annotation, molecular function: DNA-binding transcription factor activity; transcription cis-regulatory region binding. Gene Ontology annotation, biological process: positive regulation of transcription by RNA polymerase II. The annotation marks the transcript as partial. The transcript has 4 exons. Lineage: Eukaryota; Fungi; Ascomycota; Sordariomycetes; Diaporthales; Cryphonectriaceae. Gene Ontology annotation, cellular component: nucleus.
UGCGACUAUAGCAUUCGUCUGAACUGGGAGGGGCGAAAGAAGAAGAACCCAGGCUUCGAGACCAUCUUGUUCCAGACGCCGUCAGAAUCAUCAUCAAGCUCCGAACAUAAGGACCCCUCUUCUGCUGCUGCUGCUGCUGCUGCUGCUCAGGACGGCACGAGGAAAGAGUCAAAGGGUCCAAAGGGAUUUUACGAACAACCUCUGCAGGUGCGCAUACCUCGAGACCUGGAGCCAUUACCGGCCAAGCUGCUCGAGAACCCGAUGAACCUGCUCUACUUCCAUCACUUUAUGAACCAUACAGCAAAAGCCCUUGCACCAUCCCACCGUGCCCAUCUCCUUGGCCAUCCGGAACCAGCUACACGUAUUGCCCACUGGAUGCAAGACAUCUUUCCCGCCCUCAGAAACGCACUGAACGAUCCUUCUCAGUCCAUAUCCAACGAGAACAUCGCGACGGGAAUCAUGCUUGCCUCGCUGGAGAUCGUCAGCCCCACAGCCUUUGGCGUGGCGAUCCCCUGGCAGCGCCACCUUGGCCUCGCUCGGGAAUUGAUCAACUCGCGGAACGACGGCAUCCGGUGGACACGAGAGUGGAAGGAGGAAGACCAGGUGCGGGCCUUCUUGUGGAGCUGGUUUGCAUAUCUGGACAUCCUGGGCACGCUCAGCGGCGGGCGGGGCCAGAGCUCGACGGCGUGGAUCCUGGACUACCAGCAGGACGAGUAUGAGGAGGAAUGGGACGAGAUCGACUGCAUCAUGGGCGUGACGACGCGCGGGGUGUAUUUCCUGGCCCAGGUCGCCGACCUGGUCAAGGAGUGCGAUAUCUUACGCGCAGGCGACUCCCGCCACUCCGGGGCUGCGGCCCUCAGGGGCGGCGAUACAUGGCAGCCGCCCAACGAGAUUCUGCACCGGGCAUGGGCCCUCGAGGCGAAGGCGACGGACUCCAUGUCCAGGUCACCACAGCCGUGCAAGCACCUCCACGCGUCAGGUAGCGUCGCGCGCUGGGAGCGUCACGAGAUCACAGCGCUGAGCGAGGCAUUCCACUGGGCGGGGCUGGUGCACCUGCACCGGCGGGUGCUGGAGCGCCCGUCGAGCCACGCCGACGUGCAGGCGGCCGUGCUCAAGAUCCACGCAUGUCUUGAUAUCGUGCCCUAUGGAGGGAACGCCGAGGCGAGCAUGCUAUUCCCGCUGUUUACGGCGGCGUGCGAGACGGUCGGCGAGGAACGACGGCAUCUCGUCCGGGAGAGGAUGGACAGCCUGAAGCGGACCGGCUUCUUGCAGGUCGAGAGGGCGAGGGCGGUGGUGGAGCAGGUGUGGGAGACGGGGCAGUCUUGGGAGUCCCUACUGACUACCGAGUUCAUCGGGUGA